AUGGCUGUGACCCCUGGCCAGUAUAAACACAGUAACACCAACGGCUGGGUAUUUCAGCCAGAUGGGCACGGUGGAGGCGCGUUCACUCUGAGCCUCGGUAUAGAGAACAUGGGAUACACGAUUCCCCUUCAUCCGGACCAAGUCGCCAUCGUCAACCAGGCGGCUGGUCACGACGACGUAGUGCCCCCGGACGGAUCCUCCUUGCCGCAGAAUACGGCGGUAGACACCUCUGUCACAUCUGCAUCAAACAACAACAUAAGCAACACCAGCAGCAUGCCUAUCAACACUAACGCACCGGAUGCCACAACUGGCACGACUUCGUAUACCAUCCCGAAUACGGCUUGGUCUUCGUCGCCAACAUCGACAUCUACAAUGACCAACUCGGCCAACCCAACCACAACUUCUUGGUCUACCACAACCACUUCCUCGUCUGCAGUUGACCCCCAGGUCCAACCUAAGUGGACUGAUCCUGCCAAGUCCAUUGACAUGAAAACAAACGCAUACGCCGGCGCCUUUGGUCCAGACAGCUCCUUCGAGGAUGCCGCUUAUCCUGAGCGCCGCCAGAAGCAGUCCAACCUACAAGACGGUGCUUGGAAUGCCGCUAUGAAAACAGGUGAACGGUCCGACUCCGCCAUGUGGAUUGAUGAAGCGAAAAGCACGCCGGCGCCCACUGCACUCGCGGCACCCGCUUCCUUUGCCUUUCCCACACCCACACAGAUGAUCAUGAGCACUGCGAAUAUGGGUGGUGCACCCAUAGCGGCGCCCGUGGCGGCACCCAUGACGGUACCAACAAUGCAGGCAUUUUUCGACCAGUUUCCCAUAGUACAGCCUAUGAAUGACUUGUCACCAACCACGUCGUCCUCCACUGGGGUGACGGACAUUACGGACGCCUCCUCGAAUCAGAUGCACAUGUCUCCACGCACCUCAUCUGGUGGCUUGGUGGAGGCGCCCGUUGCGGUCACGACUACAAACUCAGGCACUCUGAACUUCACUCCCAGUGACAUCGCCAUGUACGGAUCGCUCAUGGGCCACAGUGACCUGCAGGCUUAUCUGCCUCCGGCAACUGCGGAGACGGCAGCCCUUGGUGCAGUCUCGAGCAAUACGCCCUUUGUGAGUGCCCAAGAUUCCAGCGUUCUUCAGGCAGCACAAUGGAACAUUCCCUUUACUGUUGCACCCGCCACGAACGUCUUUGCACCCGCCACGACGCAGCCGACAAUGGAUCCAACCAUGAAUAUGCCCAUGGACAUGGCAUUCGCCAGUACAGCGGCGAACCCCACGCCAGCAGUGGUGGGUGCAGGACAUGUUGGUAAUGUCGGCUCCGCGCCUGUGCCACAAAUUGAGCCAAACUCGCAUGGUAAUUACAUCCCCUUUGUUCAGCAUCCCAACAUGCUACAGGCACCCGCCCAGUGGGCUCCGGCAUCAUUUGAGAGCAGUUCUGUGAACUUUCCGUGGCUGCCGGUGGCAGACAUUACAACCGUGCCCUUCCCACCUCCUCCACUUCCCUUUGAUCCUGUCGGGCCUCUUCAACCCCAGGUCCCCGUGACUCCCCAGGCUCCCCAGGUCCCCGUGACUCCCCAGGCUCCCCAGGCUCCCCAAGCUCUCCAGGUACACAAAAACAAGCCCAAGCCCACACCCAAAUCCAAAUCACAGCAGCCUCGACGAGUUUCUAUUGUGCUUGAAGAUCCCAAGCCGAGCACCAGUACGUCUGAGUCUAGCGUCGAACAAGCCAAACGUCCACAAUCCCGCCGCGUCUCGCAGUCUUCUGGGACUGUACAUCCUGUGUCCGGUAUUAGUCGCCGGAAAUCUAUUCCUCCUCCUCCUCUUUUCAAUGCCGUCCCCGCACCCCAGAAAACUGCUGUGCCUAGCACUGGGAUCAAGUUCCUGCCUCCUGUCUCUGUCCACGUGCAAACUCCGACCACGUCGUCUCCCCAUAAGCACACUCGAGUGGUCGAGAUCGAGGGCGAUGAAUCGUCUCCAUUAAAGCGUACCAAACAACAGCCAUCAUUCACGGCCCAGGCAUCGCCACAGCAGACACAAACUCAACAUGAAAAUCAAGAGAGAAAGAAAGAGACGGAGAUUUGUUACGACAUGGAUGCCAAUGGUCAGUACGAUGCCCGGAUCCCUCGCUUUCCCACGGGGCCCGGUCAGGUACCGCCGACCCUCGGCCGGCCAUGCGUUAUUCCCACACCUAUCGGCGAGGUUCUUGUCCCCUGUUUCAACGUCUACGCAGCAGAGGUGAUUGCCAACUCUGACGCCGCCACAGGGUCCGAGUUUGUCUUGAAAAUGUCCCAGGGCCUAACUGAGUACUCCCGCCGCAACAAACAGCCGCUCUCGGUCGAGAGCGAGAUGGCCCGCAUAGCUAAAGCGCAGAAACGGGGCGAGGCCAUUGCCAAGGCCCGGGCCAAGGCCGAGGCGAGAGGUAAGGCUCAGGUUCCCCAAGUGAACGAGUCUGUAGCGACGCAAGCAGCAGACGUUCAACCUUCCAUGUCUCAGGCCCACGCUCCAUCUCCUUUUGAGCGGGCCACCAUUUCCCAGUCGCUGCGUGGCCAGCCCAAUCGGCCAAUGAGCACCGCAGAGCUCAAUGUUGGCCAGAAUGGCAUCCUUCCCAUGUUUAUUGUGGGGCCACAAGCAGUUCAUGCGGCACCAGGCCCGCCAAAUAGGCCGGCCCCUACUACUGCCAAUAUUGCCGGUAGUGUGGACGUUGGCACAUCAGCGGCUCAGUCGUUCUCACGUCCUGUGUCCCGUGUUCCGCUGCCUGCCACUGCGAUGACAGUCCGGCCACAGCUUCCUAUCAGCCGAAAACCUCAUACACGGGCAUCGACCAGAUUAUCCACCUUGCACUGUACUGGACGUGGAGCCAAUGCCAGCACCGGCGCGUAG
Messenger RNA from Sporothrix schenckii 1099-18, 2880 nucleotides. RefSeq lists its product as uncharacterized. The transcript has 2 exons. NCBI's taxonomy places the organism in Eukaryota, Fungi, Ascomycota, Sordariomycetes, Ophiostomatales, Ophiostomataceae. The record is from RefSeq and is a predicted model, not a curated record. Bases 1 to 2880 code for a protein of 959 amino acids.